Messenger RNA from Polychytrium aggregatum, 900 nucleotides. RefSeq names its product kinase-like domain-containing protein. Gene Ontology annotation, biological process: protein phosphorylation. Gene Ontology annotation, molecular function: ATP binding; protein kinase activity. The record is from RefSeq and is a predicted model, not a curated record. NCBI's taxonomy places the organism in Eukaryota, Fungi, Chytridiomycota, Chytridiomycetes, Polychytriales. Bases 1 to 900 code for a protein of 299 amino acids. The transcript has 8 exons.
AUGCUCAGCAGAGGUCCCACUACUGAUCCGCAGGACCAGUAUGUCUUGCUCGAGCGAAUCGGCCGCGGAUCCUUCGGUGAUGUCUACAAGGGGGUUCACCGCGACUCGGGCCGACUCGUAGCUGUGAAGAUUGUGGAUUUUGAAGAAUCCGAUGACGACAUCAGAGAAAUCAUGCAGGAGAUUGCGAUUCUCUCGACCCUCAAGUCCAAAUGGAUCACAAAGUACCAUGGCUCAUAUGUCACCGGCACCAAGUUGUGGAUCAUCAUGGAGUAUUGCUCGGGUGGAUCGUGUCUCGAUGUGCUGCGUGCAGGCGUUUUCGCCGAGCAUGAGGUCGCCCAGAUCCUGAAGGGACUCUUGCACGGCCUCGAGUAUCUCCACGGCCUGGGCAAGAUCCACCGCGAUAUCAAGGCAGCAAAUAUCCUCCUGACAGAGGAAGGCGAGGUGAAACUUGCUGAUUUCGGCGUUUCAGCACAGAUAACUGCAACCAUCACAAAAAAGAACACAUUUGUCGGCACUCCGUACUGGAUGGCCCCGGAGGUGAUCCUGCGAUCGGCAUAUAAUAUGAAGGCCGACAUAUGGUCUCUGGGCAUCACUGCGAUCGAGCUCGCAACAGGACUUCCUCCGCACUCCAAUCUCCAUCCGAUGAGAGUGCUCUUCAUCAUACCCCAAAACGAGCCUCCUGGAAUCAGCCCCGAGUACUCAAGCUCGUUUCGCGACUUUGUAUCCAAGUGUCUUGGGAAGCGACCGAACCAGAGACCCACAGCCCGCGAGUUGCUUGACCAUCCCUUCGUCCGAGACAUUGACGGACAGGCGGCCCUCCGAAACGCAAUUCGACGCCACCGAGAAUGGCAGAAAGAGUCCGGCCCCGAAGACUCGGCACGGCCGCUGCCGAUCAGGUGA